Acanthoscelides obtectus is the source of this 855-nucleotide messenger RNA. Lineage: Eukaryota; Metazoa; Arthropoda; Insecta; Coleoptera; Chrysomelidae. The record is from the annotation of a GenBank genome assembly.
CACCACUGCACUGUUUAUUUUUGCGGAACUGUUAUGAAACAAUUUGAUACCGCAAAUUCAAAGAGAAUCGGAGUUAUGUGAUGCAUCUACGAUCAUUAGAAAUAAAACGCCAAUUGAAAAUAUUUGUGUAUGAUACGCCACUGCACCGUAAAUGCGUUUUAUCAACAAUAUACUCGACAAUUUCGUGAUGAUAGCUCGUGACAUUGCGCACACAAAAAACAGUUUUAUACCGACCGACAAUAAUGCACAUGCUAUUAUUGACAUUUUCUGUGGUGCUACCAUAUUGUGAUGCUAUAAGAUGCUAUGAAUGCUACAUAGUGCCCACGCACCCAUAUAAAUUCAAUGCUAAUGCCAGUGUGAAUGUGUGUGACAAGUUUGACUACUCGCAGAAGUUUGUAACUGAAUGCGUGAAUAGUACGUUUUGUAGGAAGACUAUUUAUAAGGGGAGUGUCGAGGUUCCACUUUUGAGAGUAGAGAGGGGUUGUGCUAAUCAGGAUUACUACGGACUACGAUACGAAAAUCAAGUGUAUUACGACUAUCACAGUAUUGUGAGGGAUGCUUAUAAUUCCGGCUGUUCUACAAGUGACACUUAUGGUGUGAAGUCAGUGCAAGUUGAAAACUGUUAUUGUGACACUGAUUUUUGCAAUCAAUCUAGUUCGAUAAACGGAAACGUUUUAGUCGUUAUGUUGAUUGUCUUGUAUUUUAUAAUUUUUUGAACUGUGUGAAAUUUUCCGAAAGCUGUGCGUUACAAUCUGACACUGAAUUUAUUCGUACUGCAUCAGUAUACGUUUUUUAAUAAUAAAUUUAAAUAUAUAAACUUGUAGCAAUGAAGCAAAUAAUAAAACCUGUUACCAU